This is a messenger RNA of Symbiodinium sp. CCMP2456, 681 nucleotides long. The record is from the annotation of a GenBank genome assembly. NCBI's taxonomy places the organism in Eukaryota, Dinophyceae, Suessiales, Symbiodiniaceae.
GCCAGCUCUCAUUCGCAGGGCUCCCUGGCCCUUGAAGACCAGAGUGCCGGCGGUUCACCAGAGCAUCGCAACGAAGCCGAGGAUGAACCUGACGGCAAGGAGCCCGGUCCCUCCGCGUUCACCGGACUGGUGGAGCUUGAGUACAGCGAGGAUUGGAGGGAAGAGUUGGAUGAGCUCCUACUGGAGAGAGAGAUACCGAGGCAGACGGAAGGUCGGCUUUACUACGUGGUGAACUGCGUGCGCGAGGUGUUGCAGACGAAGGAUCUGGAGGAAUUGCGCAAGCCGAACUUCCCGCUGAAGAUCCAUUUUGUGCAGGAUGUCCAUCCGACAGUGGAUAAGUCGGAUGCCUUCUACGCCUGGCAGGUCGAGUGGGGAGCUCUCCGGCAAGGUCAAGAUCCAGACCUCCGGGACCAAGACCCGCCCAAGAAGGAGGUGGUGACCGUGACCGAGGCUAAGCAGACCUUCGAUGUCCCCAAGCUGCCGGUGCAGCAUCAGCAGCACCAAGACCUCAUGAAAAGAUGGCAAGAGCAGAACAAGCUCCGCAGUGCGGCAAAUCCGAAGCCGGCCCCAUCAGGGAAGUCGCCCAAGAGCUUGCGGUCAGGCAGUGAUGCGAGCGAGUCGCCCCCCAGACACGUGGACCCUGUUCAAGAGGUCUUCGAUCGCUACCAGAUGGCUGGGCUC